This is a messenger RNA of Xenopus tropicalis (tropical clawed frog), 883 nucleotides long. Its product is annotated as serine/threonine-protein kinase N2-like. The transcript has 3 exons. Gene Ontology annotation, molecular function: ATP binding. NCBI's taxonomy places the organism in Eukaryota, Metazoa, Chordata, Amphibia, Anura, Pipidae. The record is from RefSeq and is a predicted model, not a curated record. The coding region runs from base 459 to 767 and encodes 102 amino acids.
UUAAUAGCCAUGAAAAAGUAGCUGCUACUAGUAGCUCCGUGUGUCUUUACCCUUAGUGGCAAGUACAACCUGGAGUUUUGUAGCUGUUGCAGUUUAGCAGCAGGACAGCUACAGAUUCAAAGUCACUAUUUAGAAGGAUAUGGGAAGGAAAUAGAACAAGAGGCAGAAUUGUCUGGCAGCAGUUUUAAUGUGUAAUUAUAAUAUUUCCAUUUUGUUUAAAUGCAGAGAUUUAAAGCCAGGAAAUAUACUCAUAGAUCAAGCUGGCUAUUUAAAAAUCGCAGAUUUUGGCAUGGGCAAAACAGGUAAGAGGGCCUUGUAUAAUUAUCCAGCACAAAGUGGACUAAUUUACGGUUUACACUGGCAUUAAUGCCUCAAUAAAUAUCACUUACAAUUUGGCUUUUUUUUAAGGCAUUGGAUAUGGAGACAGAACAGGCACCAUACUUGGCACUCCAGCUUACAUGGCACCAGAGCUCGUGAAGGAGGAGCAAUACACAAGAGCUGUCGACUGGUGGGCUCUUGGAGUCAUCGUGUAUGAAAUGCUCCUUGGAACAAGACCCUUCACCGGAAAGGACAUCGACUACAUGUAUGAGUGGAUUGAGGAGGAUGAGCCACACUAUCCCGACUCCCUGGAACCACAAGCACUGAGCUUUAUAUCACAGCUCUUGAUGAAGAAUCCAGAGGAGCGACUGGGUUCUACCCAGGAUGAUGCAGAGGAUGUAGCUCAUCAUCCAUUCUUUAAUGUAAGUUCUCUGUCUCUAUUGUCAUAAUAAUUCUAAUAUCUUCUGGGAAAUACCCCUGGAUACUAUCUCAGCUUCUAAAAAUGGCCGUAAGGUGCCAUUUUCUGAAGAACUUUAAAUAACAAGCAUUUUUAUGGUACCUGUUU